AUGAAGGCCUCCAUCUCUCUCGCUGCCCUCACUGCCCUGGCGGCCACCGUCGAGGCUCAGAACUACCUUGGCUUCAACUCCGGUGCCACCAAGGCCGACCGCUCCGCCAAGUUCAAGGCCGACUUCGAGGCCGAGUUCAAGACUGCCCAGGGCCUCGAGGGUGCCCCCGGCGACUUCAACGCUGUCCGUCUCUACACCAACAUCCAGGCCUACUCCACCCAGGACCCCAUUGAGGCUUUCGAGGCUGCCAUCGAGACUAAGACCUACAUCCUUCUCGGUAUCUGGACCUCCGGCACCGACAACAUUGACAAGGAGAUCAACGCCCUGAAGACCGCCGUCACCAAGUACGGCACCAAGCUCACCGACCUCAUCAUCGGUGCCUCCAUCGGUUCCGAGGACCUGUACCGCAACUCCGUCACCGGUGUCAAGAACAAGUCUGGUGUCGGUGCCGACCCCAAGACCCUCGUCGGCUUCAUCGACGACUUCAAGACCGCCUUCAAGGAUACCCCUCUGUCCAAGGUUUCCAUCGGCCACGUCGACACCUGGGACGUCUGGGGAAACUCUACCAACAAGCCCGUCCUCGACGCCGUCGACUGGGUCGGUGUUGACGAGUACCCCUACUACGAGAACGACAAGGGCAACACCAUCGACAACGCUGGUUCCCUUUUCGACAAGGCCUACGCUGCCACCGUCGCCACCGCUGGCGGCAAGCCCGUUUGGGUCACCGAGACCGGCUGGCCCGUCACCGGCGAGACUUGGGACCAGGCCGUUCCCAGCGCCAAGAACGCUCAGAAGUACUGGCAGGAGGUCGGUUGCCGCAAGCUCUUCAACAAGGUCCCCACCUUCUGGUACAACCUUCGCGACUCCAACCCCGACAACUCCAUGAAGUUCGCCAUCACCAAGGACCUGUCUACCACCCCUCUGUUCAACCUCACCUGCCCCACCACCUUCGACACCCCCUCCAGCACCAAGACCGCCUCUGCCUCCGGCACUGCCACCGCUAAGCCCAGCUCUUCCUCUGGCGCCAGCUCUGGUUCCGGCAACAGUACCAGCGGUGGCUCCGGCUCCGGCUCCGGCUCUGGCUCUGGCUCUGGAAGCGGCUCUGGCAGCGGUUCUAACUCGACCGUCUCCACCGCCGCUCCCUCUGCCACCUCUGGCUCCGGCUCCUCCGGCAGCGGAUCCGGCUCUGGAUCCAGCGCCAGCAGCACGCCCUCCGCCGUUGCUGGCUCUGGUGCCGCUGGCCUCCAGGCCUUCACCACCGGUGCUUUGGCCGUCGUUGCCGGCGCUUUCGCCCUCCUCUACUAA
Molecule: messenger RNA, 1305 nt
Organism: Colletotrichum fioriniae
Lineage: Eukaryota; Fungi; Ascomycota; Sordariomycetes; Glomerellales; Glomerellaceae
Biological process (GO): cell wall organization; carbohydrate metabolic process
Cellular component (GO): fungal-type cell wall; cell surface; extracellular region
Molecular function (GO): glucan endo-1,3-beta-D-glucosidase activity
Source: RefSeq, a predicted model, not a curated record